GGUUGUUGUGGUUGGUAACGAACUUGUGUGUUAAUGGCGCUAACUCGUCCGUUACUGCUCCGCUCGGCCAGAAAUUUCUUUGCCUGUCGCUUGCUCACUUUAGCAACUCGAAAUUUUCCCAUUUCGAUUUCCCCAGUCGCCCAGAGAAGAAUUUCCCUCACACUCGCCAUGUCCUUCAUGCAAGAAAAAGCACAUUAACGGCCUCGAGACGCGAUUAUGGCGAGCGACGAGACGAACAACAAACGGCGGUCGCCAGAGUUUUUGCAGCUGCUGCUGCGCCGAGAGCUGCACCGCGGACGCUUCCUCGUCCUCAAGUACCUUCCUCGGCAAGUCUCCGAGACGGACGUCCGCGAACUCUUGCACGACUUCGCCAUCACCUCGGUCCACCUGCUGCAGAACGGCAACGGUGCCAGUUCAGCUCAGGUCCAUCUCGCCUCGCCCGAGGUACUCGAUCAGUGGGACCCUGAGCGGAUCUUCAUUCUGCGCGGCCAACGCAUUCCGGUCGUGCCUUUGCCGUUGCAGAAUCUGCUCUGCGUGGCCAACCUGCCUCUCAGUCUGACCGAGAGCCAAUUCCGGACAAUCGUUGAAGGUUACGGUCCGGUAGCCCGAUGUCUUCUGAUGCUCUGCUCACAAACCGGACAAUCCAAAGGUUAUGGUGUUGUCGAGUAUCUGAGAAAGGAGCAUUGUCUGCAGGCCAGACAGGCCCUGGCGGAACGUCAGGUCACCUGUGAUGUGCUCGAACCCACCCUGCAAACCCUCGACGCCCUUCACUCAAAAUGUAUGCUGGUCGAAGGCCUUCCGGAAAACUUUCGAGACCUGAGCGAACUUCGAAAGAUCUUCAGCUGCCGGACGUCGCCCCCUUACUGCCAGCUGCCCCUGACGAGUCCCCACAACUGGGGUCUGGUGGAGUUCAACAACUGGCCGGAGGCCGAAUCGACCUGGCUCGAGGUCAACGGCACCCAGAUCCUUGGCCACGCCAUCAGGGUUUCAUUUUGCCUGCCAGGCAUGAGGGCCAUCAACCUGUACCUAAAGCGAAUCGGUGAGGCCCGGACGGCUGGAGGCCUCUUGCCGGACCCUCCCUCACCCCUGGUCUAUCAGCAGCUGAAAAACUUGGCCAAGCAGAAUCCCGUCUUUGCUAAGAACCUCGAGACCAUCGUCCUCACCGAGCAGACCAAGAAACCGCCCAAGGUCGUCCCAACGCCACCUUUGGUGCCACCCUUGGCUCCUUUGCAGAACCUGCCAUACUUCCCAGGACCUAUCGGGCCUCCGAUGCUGCUGCCUCAAAUGGCCUUGCCGAUGGUGCCUCCGCCUCCGAAGCGUUUUGCUGACGGAGCCCCUUGGCCGCCUCAAAUCGUCUCUCCGCAGCCAGACUCGCCAGUGACCCCUCAGGGUCAAAAGAGGAAACUGAACCACAUUCCUCCGUCCCCAGAACCCAGUCCGGAGAACAAUUACAUUGGGCAGCACUCGCAGGGUAUUGGUGGUCACUAUGCUGACUCGUACUUCAAGAGGAAGCGCCGACUUUGA
Molecule: messenger RNA, 1524 nt
Organism: Neocloeon triangulifer
Lineage: Eukaryota; Metazoa; Arthropoda; Insecta; Ephemeroptera; Baetidae
Product: ribonucleoprotein PTB-binding 2-like
Exons: 2
Coding region: 217-1524 (435 amino acids)
Molecular function (GO): RNA binding
Source: RefSeq, a predicted model, not a curated record